Diplodia corticola is the source of this 1518-nucleotide messenger RNA. Its product is annotated as het-s domain protein. Gene Ontology annotation, biological process: protein phosphorylation. Lineage: Eukaryota; Fungi; Ascomycota; Dothideomycetes; Botryosphaeriales; Botryosphaeriaceae. Gene Ontology annotation, molecular function: protein kinase activity; ATP binding. The transcript is spliced from 2 exons. Bases 1 to 1518 code for a protein of 505 amino acids. The record is from RefSeq and is a predicted model, not a curated record.
AUGGCAGAGACAGUAGGACUCGCGCUGGCCGUUCCUGGCUUAGUAGAUAUCUGCCUGAAAUCCGGCUCAUUGCUCGUUCAGCGCUACAAAAACCAUGCAAACGCCGAGAGGGAGGUGGCCGAAACUGUGCUGCAACUGCAAAGUAUCUGGCUCGGCAUACGGCACAAGCUCGAGCACCUCGGCUCCCAAUGGAACGAGCUACCUCCUGAACUUCAAGCACACGAAAACAGCGUGCUCGUGGUCUUGCACAGUAAGCUCUGCGAUGCGGGCGCAAGUCUGGACAGGCUCAUCGGAUUGCCAGAGGAACAAGCAGACCACCAGCGCGUUAUGAAGAAAACCGGGGAUGUCCGGAAGCUAAAGUAUGCCUUGUGGGGGAAAAGGUCUCUGCAGGAAGCCAUCGAGAAUUUGGAAAGAUGGGAAGACAGAUUUCACCGCUCCCUGUCGAUGAUCACGAUGAUUAAGACCAAGUCGGCGCGGUAUGCGAUUCCCUCGACGCCGACAGCGAAAACCACCGUCACAGCUCAAAAUUUCUGUAACUUCGUCGACCCCGCAGAGAUUAUCACCAUCCAAGAUGAACCCAUAUCCUUCUCCGACGCUGUACUGUGCGUGAGGAACCCGCCCGGCGAACGCGUUCUCGUCGAUAGAGCCCCUCGCUCAAUGAGCAAGGAGGUCGUGCAAUCUCUCGCAGAAAAGUUCAGCGGAAUGGAUCCCUCGAAGACGAAUCUACUCCCAUGCCAGGGAGUGGUCGAGAUAGCCGGAACCAACACCACCGACAGUUCCUUCCAGUUCGUCUUCAGCAUCCCCAAACACGCCAGCGAAAUCCGCACGCUCCGAUCCGUCCUCCUCUCCAACGACAACAACACCACCAGCUCCUCGCUCAGCGAGCGGGUCCGCCUCGCCAAAGCCCUCGCCAACAGCAUCAUCUUCCUGCACCAAGCCCGCUUCGUGCACAAGAACAUCCGGCCCGAGACGGUCGUCGUCUGCAGGACCGAUGAGCUGGAUGCUGCCGCCUCUUCAGCUCAUGCACUCGGCACACCCUUCCUGACGGGCUUCGAGGCACUCCGCGACGAGGACGGCACGACGUCGCUGAAGGGCGACGACCGGCGCGAGCGCAACAUCUACCGGCACCCGCUGCGACAAGGGAUGCAGGCGCAGGACAAGUACAACGUGCGGUACGACGUGUACAGCCUCGGCGUCUGCCUGCUCGAGCUGGGGCUGUGGACGGCGUCGUUCGUACGCUACGGCGACGAGAAUGCAGCGAGCGUCCGGGCGGACCUGGCCGCGGCCAAGUGGGCGUUGAAGAAGCAGCUCGUGGACAUGGCGAGGCGCGAGCUGCCGGGGCGGAUGGGCGCGAUUUACGCCGACGUCGUGGUGGCGUGCCUGACGUGCCUGGACAGCGGGAGCGAGACGUUCGGGGACGUGCCGGAGGACGGUGGUGGUGGUGACAGGGAUGGCGUCAUCGUCGGGGUGCGGUAUAUCGAGAGAAUACUGGAGCGGAUGGAGCAGAUUGUGGUGUGA